This is a messenger RNA of Fragaria vesca subsp. vesca, 2300 nucleotides long. Its product is annotated as pentatricopeptide repeat-containing protein At5g19020, mitochondrial-like. Gene Ontology annotation, molecular function: RNA binding; protein binding. NCBI's taxonomy places the organism in Eukaryota, Viridiplantae, Streptophyta, Magnoliopsida, Rosales, Rosaceae. Gene Ontology annotation, biological process: RNA modification. The transcript has a single exon. The record is from RefSeq and is a predicted model, not a curated record. Bases 1 to 2097 code for a protein of 698 amino acids.
AUGCUCAUAUCUCUCAGACCCAAAUCCCUCACCGCCCUCCCACCUUUCUCCUCUGCUUCACCUCUCAAAUGGGUCUCCACAACCCCCACCCAAAAGCAAAACCCACCCCACCAUCUCGGACUCUUCUUCGAACCCAGAACCCACCAAUCCCACAUCGACUACGAGCGCCAUAUAGUCUCCAUUCUAAAAUCCUGCGCUUCCCUUUCGGCCCUCGUCCUGGGCCAGCAACUCCACUCCCUUGUCCUCAAGUCCGGCCUCCUCUCCAACACCUUCAUCCACAACAGCUUGACCAGCAUGUACUCCAAAUGCGGCUCCAUUUCCGGAGCCGAAGCCCUCUUCAGGUCCUGCUCUGAGCUGGACCCGGUUUCCUGUAACAUUAUGCUUGCUGGGUAUGUGAAAUCUGGCGACUUGGACAAUGCGCGCCAGCUGUUUGAUAAAAUGCCUCACAGAGGCUGCGUCUCGUAUACUACUAUGAUUAUGGGUCUUUCGAGAAAUGGGAGCUGGAGGGAGGCUGUGGAGGUGUUUAGGGAUAUGAGGAACGCGGGUGUGGUGCCGAAUGAGCUGACAAUGGGGGCUGUGGUAUCGAUGUUCUCGCAGUUGGGUGGGAUUUGGAAUUGUCGGAUGCUUCAUGGUUUGGUGGUUAAGUUGCAGCUUGAUGGGAUGGUGCUUGUUUCGACGAAUUUGGUGAAGGCGUAUUGUGCUUGUAAGAGUGUGGGGGAAGCGAGAAGGUUGUUUGAUGAGAUGCCCGAGAGGAAUGUUGUUACGUGGAAUGUCAUGUUGAAUGGGUACUGCAAGGCUGGGCUUGUGCAUCUGGCUAGAGAGGUCUUUGAGAGGAUUGAUGUGAAAGAUGUGGUUUCGUGGGGUACAAUGAUUGAUGGGUAUGUGCAAGUGGAGUGGUUGAGUGAAGCUUUGAUGAUGUGUUGCUCAAUGCUGCGUGCUGGGUUGGGUCCGAAUGAUGUUAUGCUUGUUGAUUUGAUUUCAGCAUGUGGGCGGUUGGAGGCAAUUUGUGAGGGUUUGCAGUUUCAUGGGAGAAUUAUCAAGGGGGGUUUUGACUGUUAUGAUUUCAUACAGGCAACUAUCAUAAAUUUUUAUGCAGGUUGUGGGGAAAUGAUCCCUGCUCGUCUUCAGUUUGAAAAGAGCAUCAAGGAGCAUGUAGCAUCUUGGAAUGCUCUCCUUGCAGGAUACAUAAGAAAUCAAAUGAUUGACCAAGCAAGUGAAUUGUUUGAUGAGAUGCCUGAAAGGGAUGUCUUUUCAUGGAGUUGCAUGAUUUCUGGUUACACACAGACUGAGAAAUCUGAAUUGGCUUUGGAACUUUUCCAACGAAUGGUAUCUAGUGGGAUACAGCCAAAUGAGAUUACAAUGGUUAGUGUUUUAUCUGCAAUCGCUACUUUAGGCAGAUGGAAAGAAGGAAUAUGGGCUCACGAAUACAUAUGUGAAAAUUCCAUUCCUCUGAAUGACAAUUUAAGUGCAGCUAUCAUUGAUAUGUAUGCCAAAUGUGGGAGUAUCAAUACUGCCUUAGAGGUGUUCUAUCAAAUCCAAGACAAAACCUCUUCUGUCUCACCAUGGAAUGCCAUUAUAUGUGGGUUGGCCAUGCACGGACAUGCACCAAUGUCUCUUGAAAUAUUUUCGCACUUGCAAAGGCGUGAUAUCAAACUCAAUUCAAUAACAUUCAUUGGAGUCCUAGGUGCUUGUUGCCAUGCUGGUUUGGUGGAGGUCGGGGAGAUGUAUUUUAAGAGCAUGGAAACUGUAUAUCACAUUCAACCAAACAUCAAGCACUAUGGUUGUAUGGUGGAUCUACUGGGUAGAGCUGGCAGAGUAGUAGAUGCUGAGAAAUUGAUAAGAAGCAUGCCCAUGAAGGCUGAUGUUGUGAUAUGGGGCACAUUAUUGGCCGCAUGUACAACACAUGGGAAUCUAGAAAUAGGACGAAUGGCUGAAAAGAAUCUGAAACUGUUGGAUCCAUCUCAUGGGGCAAGUACAGUUCUCAUGUCCAACCUACUUGCAGAUGCAGGGAUGUGGGAGAAAUCCUCUUUGGAAAGGCAAGUAAUUCAGAGCCUAAAACUAACAAGAUCACCAGGGCGCAGUGAUGUUGUUUGGUAAGGGUGACUCAAAAUCAACUGGGUUUCUCUGAAUCCUCGUAGGAGAUAUACUUAAGCUGGCAAGGGAAAUCAACUUUGUUGGAUGGAAGGAACCGAAUUUUUCAUCCUGUUAGAUUACCUUCAAAGUUUAAGACAAAAUAAAUUCCAAUUAGGUGAUCGAUUUAGCAACUCUUCCCCACAUUUUGAGGAAGAGUAGUCCGGGAA